Molecule: messenger RNA, 1821 nt
Organism: Theileria annulata
Lineage: Eukaryota; Apicomplexa; Aconoidasida; Piroplasmida; Theileriidae
Exons: 11
Coding region: 1-1821 (606 amino acids)
Biological process (GO): proteolysis
Cellular component (GO): membrane
Molecular function (GO): serine-type endopeptidase activity
Source: RefSeq, a predicted model, not a curated record
AUGACUGGUACUAAGGAUACUAAGGGUACAGGUACUAAGGCUAAUACUACUAAAGCUAAUGGUACUAAGGUUAAUAUUCCUAAGGCUAAUAAUGCUAAGGCCAAUUUGAAGGUAAAAACAAUUGGUAAUAUAUUUGAUAAUAAAGAUACAAGAAUAAAUAAUGAAUUGGAGAAGAUUAGAAUAAAUGAUUUGAAAUUAGUAACAAGUAAAACGAAAUUUAAUAAAGAAUUAAUUAAAUUAAAAGAUGAUUCAAAACAUAAAGAUAAUCCUUUAAGAGGUCGACUUGUUGUUUGUAUCUUCACAUCAACUGCUAUCAUCUUCACAUUCUUUGCACAGAUGAUAUAUAAUAAAACAACAUUUGGUGGUAGAUGUAUAUCUAGAAUAUUAUAUAAAAAUGAGAGUAAUUUUAUACCUAUUGGACAUGGUGCUUGUGAAAAUAAUUUAUUAACUAAUGCUACUAAACGAGUAUUUAUGGGACCAUCAGAAGCUGAUAAAGGUUGGCCAAUAAUAAAAACAACAAAUAUUGAACGAGAAAUCAAAUGGUAUUUUCCAUUUGAAACUGAUUCCAAUACAUUUCAAAUCAAUUCUAUCUUCUCAUUUGGUGGUCUAGAAACUAAUUAUAUUCGUAAUUAUAAAGAAUAUUUUAGAUUAUUUUGGAGUAUGUUUAUGCAUAAAGGCGUAGCACAUUUAUUAAUAAAUUUAUUAUCACAAAUACAAAUAUUAUGGAUUAUUGAACCAGAUUGGGGUUUUAUUCGUACAUUUUUAUUAUAUUUUAUAAGUGGAUUGGGUAGUAGUAUAACAUCAGCAUCAUUAGAUCCUUGUUUUAUUACUAUAGGAUCAUCUGGUGCACUUUAUGGUCUAUAUGGUGGUUUAUUACCAUAUAUUAUUGUAUUGGGUAACAUUACCAUAUCCAAUUUUCUUGAUAAUUUUCCUCAUUAUUUCCAUUGUAAAAAUUUUUAUACAAUUAGACAAUUGGAUUAUAUAAUUAAAUUAAUUGGAAUAAUUGGAGUAUUAAUGGGAUUUACACAAAAUAUUGAUAAUUAUGCACAUCUUGGUGGAUGUAUAUUUGGAUUACUUUGGGGAUUUAGUACAAUUCGUAGUAUAUCAAUAUUUGAUGCAUGUCCACGGCCAACCAUCGACUUAGAUAUUACCCCUAAAAGGCGUUCUCUUAACCCCCCGAAGGGGUUCCCUAGUUAUAUCACUACUAGUUCCUUAGUUAUAUAUCCAUUAAAGGAGUUAAUUAUAUACUUAGUACUUAGUCCCCUCAGGGGGUACUGCUUGACCAAGCACCGUAAUGUAAUAAUAGAUUUGAAAGGAAAGAAUAUAAAGUUUAGUGAAGAAACUAGAAAUAAAUUUGAUUUUAUAUUUAAACGUAUGGAAAAAAAUGGUACAAGUGUUUUUAAAAAUAGAUUACGUGAAUGGAUUGUACGAAUUAUUUCAAUUACACUUUUGGUAUCUCCCGUUACGGUGCUUGUACACACCUACUUAGAUAUUGCCCCCAAAGGGGCUCCCAUAUUCCCCGAAGGGGCCUUCUAUAUAUUGAUAAUAAGUUUGGUAAUGACAUUAUUAUUAUUUGAAGAGAAAAUGUAUAGUAAAUUUAAGCCAUGGGGACAAAUGAAGUUUUCUGGAUUUGCAAAAUGUACUUGCUGUUAUAUUAAACCAGAAAAAUUACAACGACUUCAAUUACCAAUUAAUACUUUUUGGUGUUUUGAUGAUUCUGAUACUGCCAAUAAUUUAUGUCAACUUCAAAGUGGAUUAGAUGGAGGAGUAAUUAAUACAACUAAAGCUGCCGCACUACAUUUAUUAGGAUAUCUUACAUAA